AUGUCAACUGUUGCGAAAAAUGAGAAAGAUGCAGCUCUGAUUGUAGCCGAGGAGAUGGUUACAAUGGAAACAGAAGCAACGAUUAAUCAUGAUGUUCCUAACACGAAGCAAGAUGGAAAUGAUGGACACCAGGGAGAUGGGGCCAGUCCCAUCAAAGACGAAAAAGAUGACACAGUUCCCGUGGGCUGUGAUGAUGAUGAUGGCGAGGAGGAUGACGAUCCUUAUUCUUAUACAAAAAGGAAUCUGUUCACGUCUGAAAUCUACAAAAUAGAAGUAACAAACUUACCCAAACAUUAUGGUUUCAAACAAUUAAAGAAGAUGUUUACUAAUCAACUGAAUUUGAAACCAAACAAGAUCAAGAUUUUCAACAGAGCCACGUAUUGCUUUGUCACAUUCAGGUGCGAAGAAGACAGAGAUUCUGCCAUCAAAGCUGUUAAUGGUUUCACAUGGAGGAAAAACAAACUUGGUGCAAAGAAAGCUAACCCUGCUCAGGACCCUCACAUCAGGAGUGCCCAGAAAAGAAAAUUAGAUGUCGAGGCGACUGACAGCAAAAACAAAAUUGUCAAGAAGACUAAUGAAGAGAGUAUGUUGUUGGAUGACAGUAUACCAGUACAUGAAAAGUUAAAUAAUGUGGCUACUCCACUAUGGAAGCUGGAUUACAAAGACCAAUUGGUAGUGAAGGAAAAGGAAAUGAGUGAAGUUCUCAAGUUCAUUGCAAAGAGAAUAGAAAAGCAGUGUCCAAACAUGUUGGGUUACAUCAAACGACAGAAGAGGUUAUACAAUCAUCAGUGUUGCAAGUUGGACUCUAUCAAACCUUCUCCUGUUACUGAAGCAUACAGAAAUAAAUCUGAAUUCUCUAUUGGUGUCAGUCCUGAUGGACAAGGUAAAACCCUCAUUAGUGUACAACUUACUCAGUGUCUUCACAUUUGUUAUCUGUUAUUUUGA
Saccoglossus kowalevskii is the source of this 945-nucleotide messenger RNA. Its product is annotated as tRNA (uracil-5-)-methyltransferase homolog A-like. NCBI's taxonomy places the organism in Eukaryota, Metazoa, Hemichordata, Enteropneusta, Harrimaniidae. Gene Ontology annotation, biological process: RNA processing. Gene Ontology annotation, molecular function: RNA methyltransferase activity; RNA binding. The record is from RefSeq and is a predicted model, not a curated record.